This is a messenger RNA of Bacillus rossius redtenbacheri, 5313 nucleotides long. RefSeq lists its product as uncharacterized. Bases 1737 to 3593 code for a protein of 618 amino acids. The record is from RefSeq and is a predicted model, not a curated record. The transcript is spliced from 2 exons. Lineage: Eukaryota; Metazoa; Arthropoda; Insecta; Phasmatodea; Bacillidae.
ACACCAAACCGUAAAACUACUGAAAAAUAAUUACUGUAUAUGCUCACAAGCAAACAUGCUCGCUCACACGAAAAAUAAUUUUUGUAAAUAAACUGUAUAUAUAAAAUGUAUGACUUCAUGUAAAUAUUGGUAACUAAUGUACUUAGCAAAAGUAUGAGUGCCUUAAAGUAAAGAACAUGUUGUAAUUAUUGAUGCUACACAACUAUUCAAGCAUAUAUAUUGAAUUGUCACUAGUAUAGAGUGUACUGAUUUGUUGCUGCAAUGUAUGACUUCAUGUAAGUAUUAGUUCCGCCUGCACAUCUAUUUCACAGUCCUCGACCAUAAAAAGAUCUGAACAAACAUAUGAAGUAUCAUAAUUGAAUUUUUCUUUUCGUUUGCAGCGUUGCACUCUUUGGCUUCUGUAAACAAUUUCUUUAGGGAAUUUGUAAUAUAUGAGGUGGCUGAAUUCGUCGUGCACAUAAAUAUGUAACUUUAAAUACGCGUGUCAUGAGAUCGCCUCUGACAGUAUGUCCUGUUUUGCCGGAACACAAAAAUAUAUUUGUGAAAGCGCGUGCGUCUUGGCUGGUGGGACGGGACGGAAGCAAGGUAGAGGCGGUAGAAUGCACGUGACUUCACUUAACUGCCUGCGCAGAAAGAUGCGCGCCCGUCUGAGGCAACCUCCCCUCUUCUAACAUUGGACAUCAUCAUCCAAGAAGGGGCGGGCGACAAGAAAUCUUGGUAGGGGAGGGUGCGCGCUGAAGAAUGUGGUGGGAAGUUCAGCCGCAGAAGGGGAAAUGUACUGCAUCCAAAGGUAGGGAGUGUAAGACAGAGACAGAAAUUCAGAGUGCCUGGUCAAGGUGUCUAGUGACCGGGAAAACCGGGAAAGCCGGGAAUUGUACGGAAAUUAUAACUGCCAGGAAAAAUCCGGGAAUUGUAACAGGAAUUUUUCAUAAAUCCGGGGAUAAAAACAAAGUUUUAUUAAAACGUGUUAUGCUGCAUUUCAUUUCUGGAUCAUCAUCGCUGACCAACAAAUACCGUUAAAAACUAUCAAUAAGUUUUAAGUGGGACGCGAGUCUUAACAGGUCCAUGCGGCGCCCGGAGACAGCGCGAUAGACUUGGCAACACUGCUUGUGUGACUCACCCACGCGAGCGCACGCACACACACCAGUUCACAAUCUCUCGUUCAGACGUCUGGCGCCGUCUAACAGCAUUCUGCCGCCGUUUUCCGCUAUCCAGUGUUUGUGUUUCGUUGCAAUGCGUGUAUGUGGAUUAUUAAGUAUUUACAGUAAAACGGACUUGAAAUGGCUCGUCGGGUGAGAGGGAAAAUUUCGUUUCAAACGGAUUGGAAAGUAGAAUUCCCUUGGGUUGAAGACAUCAAGGAUGAUCGUCACUCUGCUAGGUGUGCAGUCUGUGGGACUACUUUUUCCAUUACUUCCAUGGGAAGAACAGCUCUUACAAGCCAUGCCAGUGGAAACAAGCAUAAGAAAAAUGUGAGUAGUGUAGAUAAGACAGCGCCAAUUCAAAUUUGGGCUACUACAUCUGCCCCUGAAACAUCUAAAGCAUCUGAACCUUCACCUUUACCAUCUUCAUCUGUAAUUCAACCUUCGUCAGCUGCUGUUAUUCCUGGUGCGAGUAUGAAUCUACCUGCUGAAGAUUAGUUAAUCCCGAAAUCUGCUUCUACAACCCGCUGUUUGGAUAAUUUUCUUCUUAAAGACGAUGUGACUCGUGCCGAAGCUUUGUGGUGUCUUGAAACGGUGAUGAAUCAUAACUCCUUACGCAGCGCUGCUAGUAGCGUAAACAUGUUCAAGCGAAUGUUUCCCAACGAUCGUGUUGCAAACAAUAUGAAACUUCAAAAAGAUAAAAUUUCAUAUGUCAUAGUUUAUGGAAUUGCUCCUUAUUUUUAUGAUAAGUUGAAAAGUGUUUUGAAAGAGUGUGAACAUUUCGUGUUGGGUUUUGAUGAGAGUGUGAACAAAAUUGCACAGAAACAACAGAUGGACUUGUCUGUCAGAAUUUGGGACUCAAAUGUAAAUAAAGUUAUGUGUAGGUAUGUAACAUCCAUCUUUUUGAAUCACGCUACAGCUGAAGAUCUCUUACAAGCCAUGAAAACUGGCUUGGAAGGAUUUGACAUGAAGAUUAUCCAAUUAUCAAUGGAUGGUCCUAACGUAAAUUUCAAAGUACUUAGGCUUUUACAGCAAGACAGCAGAUCUGACCCAGAAUCCCCACAGUUACUAGAUAUUGGUUCUUGUGGUUUACACACAGUGCACAAUGCCUUUAAGACAGCCAUCAAGAAAUCUGGUUGGGAGAUAAUUGAGUUUCUUAGAGCCCUUUACAAUUUGUUUAAAGAGGCUCCAAGUCGACGAGGAGACUAUACAGAGGCUUCAAACUCACACGUGUUUCCUUUGAGGGUUUGCUCAAUUCGUUGGAUUGAAAAUGGCAAAGUAGCGAGGAGAGCAAUGGAAAUAUUGCCACUUGUUGAAAAAUAUGUCAACAUAGUCAAAACCACAGCAAAGGAACCAUCUUGUAAUAGCUUUUCUGUUGUAUGUAAAGCCCUGCAAGACAAACUCCUGCAAGCGAAAAUAGCUUUCUUUGAGGCACUGGCAAGUGACGUUGAACCAUUUUUGGUAGAAUUCCAGUCUGAUUCUCCAAUGGCACCAUUUCUUUUCGAUAGUUUGACAUUUAUUGUAAUGACUGCUAUGAAAAGAAUUGUGAAAACCGAGAUUAUUGAGAAAACUCCUCUUCACAAAAUUGAUGUUUUCAAACAGAAUGCAGAUAAGACUUUUGUAAAUCUCAAGGAUGUGAAACAUGUUGAGCUUGGUUACAGUACCCGUGCAGCACUAAGGAAGUGUAAGAAUGCCUCUGAGAAAGAUAUUUUAAUUUUCAGAAAAGAGUGUCGGAAUGUCCUGCAAUUUUUUGUGAGUAACCUGUUGCUGAAGUCUCCUCUGAAGUAUUCUCUUACCAAGGCUCUUACUUUUUUGAACCCUUAUCAUAUUUCUUCCAAAGAUAGUUGUGUAAAACAACUUACUACUGCUCUUGACCACCUCCUUACGGCCAAUCUUCUGCCAGCUAGCACUGUUGAAAGGGCUGAUAGAGAGUACAGGUUUCUUUGCUCGCAAUCAAAUGUCAUUGAAGAAAUGAAAACCUACUCUAAGUCUGAAACUCGCUUGGAUACCUUCUGGGUGCAGCUUAUAGAAGGAAAGAAGGAAUAUGAGAACCUCUUUAAAGUAGUCAAACUACUUUUAAUUUUGUCUCACGGCAGUGCUAACAUCGAACGAGGAUUUUCAGUGAACAAAGAAAUUUUAGUCGAAAAUCUGAAAGAACCAUCACUCAUAGCCCAGCGUCGUAUUUUUGAUUUUGUUAGUAAUGAGCCGGGUGGACUGAUGAAGCUAGACAUUCCUAAAGCCAUGAUUCAUGCAGUGAGGAAUGCUUAUUCCAUGUACAGUGAGGCACUUGCAGAGCAGCAGUGUGCAAAUAAGAAAAUUUUCAAGCUAGCGGAAGAAAGAAAACGUGCAGCUACUGAGAUCAAACAGCUUGAGGCGAAGAAACUCAUGUUGCUUGAGGAUGUACAGCGUGCAGUAUCUGCCAUCGAUGAGAAGGUGAAAGAUCUUAAAAAAUAGUAUAGGGCUGUGUAUUGCAUGACACUAUACAGUUAAACUUCUCACAGUUUUGUACUAGUGUGACUAUGGACCAAACAAGCUGCAAGACAAUUACUAUCGAACCAGGACAAAUGAAAAAUUCCAAUGUUUUAAUAAUGAAUUUGAAGUUCCAACAUUUCCAGUGAGAAGGUAGGCCUGCAUAUGUCUUUGAUGUUUAUAGCAUCUUUAGAUGAUCAUUUUGUUAAAAUGCUUUUUCUCAUUACAUACAGUAGUAAUUUAGUAAUUUAUUGCAUUUGUUCAAUUUUGCAUGUACUAUCAUGAUUUUGGGGUAAAAUUUUAUCGCGUAUGAUUUACAUGUAUUCUUUUCAUUUUUGACAUGUACAGGAAUGUACAGGAAUUGUACAGGAAUUUUUUCUGAUCAUUUCCCUAGACACCCUGCUGGUGCACAGCUAGGUCCAGUAGAAUCUUAAACAAGCAAACGCUGAGACCGUGUUGGGGAAGAUGAAAUCAUUCAUUUCGCAAAUAGAAAAAGUAGAGUACGUUUGGUCAGACCGAGGAACGCUAUUCACCAGUGCUAAGUGGCAGCAAGGGAUGCAAUGUUUAGGUGUGAUCCCUACUACUUCUUCUGUCCAUCAUCCUCAGAGUAAUCCUGUGGAUAGGCAGAUGAGGAAUCUAGGAAAUAUGCUUAGGCCGUAUUGUCACAAUGCCCAACAGAGCUGGCGAGAUUAUAUCCCGUUGGUAGAAUGCAUCCUUAAUCACAAAGUACACAGUUCGACAGGAUUAACACCCCAUGAGAUCAUUACUGCGGAAUGAUCAGAGGUGUUACUGAUCGCCAUGUUACCCGACCAUGAUAGAGACACAAGAGCAAGAACCGAUAAGCGAAGAUAUGAGGGAACAAAUAGAGAAGUUUGUUAGAGCUCGUAUACAUCUAGCUGCAGAACGUCGGAGUAAGCCACAGAAGCUGAAACGAGUAACAAAGUUAAAUAUAGGAGACCAAGUGCUUAAACAAACUAAUCCCGUUAGUAACAUGUGAAAACAGGUUACGAAGAAGCUGUUUUUAUUGUUUGAAGGACCAUUUCAAGUUUGAAAACGAGUAAAUGAGAACUGUUACACUCUCAAGGAAACGGACAGCGACAAGGUCAUUGGAAGAUUUAAUUUAAUGCAGCUAAGGCUUUAUAAGCAACCUGAGGCUUAGAUACACUGAUCUAUGACGUAUAUGUAAGAGAUAAUGUUUGGUCGAGUCAUCAGUGAAAUUCGACAUGAAGCAGAUUUAUUGUUUGACUUUAAUUAAUGUUGUUUAUCCCAACAGUAUAAGGGAGUACUAUGUUGCAUCGCUAAAACAAGCACGCAUGCUGGUGGCUAAUUUUGGUGUCCACUGUGUCAUAGUACCAGUGAGGACAUUUCUGUGCAUGGAGCACUUAUCGACGAUUUCUUUUGUCCACUGAGCAUGUAGGCCAGUGCAGACAGUUGUCGCUGAUAUGCGUUUUUCUUCGUCGAUGUUUGUCACACCUAUAGGUAGUGGUGUGAUUUUCUAUUAGCCAGUGCGCAAGUUUUGAGCCAUGCCACAUAAUUAUUUGAUUAUUGAAAUUAUUAAAGAAUCUGAUAUCGUCUUAAUGUCUACGUCAUAUAAGAUUUGAAGAUCAUGAAGAUUGCUCGUCAAAAUCCAGUAGCAUUAGUCGAGAGGCGUCAUCCAAGAGCCAGCUGUUAGUCAAGCGAAACACAUCACUGUUACACUCUCAUC